CUCACACUGACCUCCAAAAAACAAGUUAUUAAACCUGAACCCAUCGUGAAACCUGGUAAAUUAACAACAGUUCGUGAUGAUUCUCUCAUUAUCAUGAACCUCGUCGACAAUCCUGACCUUCCUCUCAGUCUGCAGGAUAAAAACGACAGGAUGCUGUGGGGUGAAUUGAACAAAAAGCUCGAACUUCCUAGAAUAGAGCCUUUGACGGUCACCCGGCUCACUCGAGGAAAGGAUUCUAAGCAUCUAAAUCACCCUAGGCUUCUCCGAGUAACACUUAAGAAUGCUACCGACGUAGAGGACGUCUUGCUAGCAAGUCACUUACUGAAAUCAGAUGGUAACGUAAGAAUAUUGCCCGACAUACCGUACUCUGAGCGCAAUAUCAUACGUAACGUCCCUAAAGAAUCUCGCGAGAAGUUCUUCCGCGGACGAAACAUAAUUGUCCAAGGUAUACCGGAAAAUGCAGACCCUACUCACUCAAAUUCUGACAUCAGGGAAUGGAAAUUCAUCAAACAGUCCUUGAGGCUCAAACACAUACUGACUCAGCAUGUGAUGAGACUAGCCAAGAAGGACGGUGAUCUUAGACCCCGCCUAAUGAAGAUAACCUUCCCAUCUUCCCACAUGGCGGCUGCAGUUCUGGAAGCAUUUCGUGCUAAUAGACGUCGAUUGCCACCUGGAAUCCACAUGCACCCGGAUAGGCCAUACGAAGUCAGGACCAAGAACAAAGGCAAGCUGGAGCUGACCAUUCCACUUGUGGACUGUCUAAACGAUAAAAAAAACGUGUAAAGGACAGGGCCUACCACCUCGGCAAACCUCAUAUAGGUGGGCUACCUGUCCAUUCACAUAAGGUUCAUACAGAAAAACAGGACGAAGCUCAUGCGUUCCAAAUUGAAAGCAUAAACUGCUUAUAUAUGAACGCCGCGAGUUUACCAAACAAACUGGAUGAACUACGUGAACUUAGCAACGCUAACAAGGCCCAUCUGAUAGGAAUAUCUGAAACCUGGAUAUCUUCUCAGUUCUCGGAUCAAGAGUUAGCAUUGCCUGGGAUGACUUUGUUCCGCAACGACAGAAAAAUAGGAAUUGGGGGCGGAGUAGCCAUAUACAUAAGCUCUUGCUUGGAGGUGCACCAGGUUCACAACCUCGAGUUUAACAAUCUUGAGGAAUCCAUAUGGUGCUCUGUAAGGUUGUCUAGUACUUCCAGGUGUCUAGUCGGAGUCAUUUAUAGGAAGCCAACUGCCGACACCGAGUACGAUAGUCGUAUGCUGGAAGGACUAUCCCGCUCUAUCCGUCUCGGUUUCACACACAUCCUGAUUCUAGGGGACUUUAAUCUCCCUAGAGUCAACUUCGCGGAACACACGUACACUGGAGGCGACAACUCAACUGAAGCUCGGUUCUUCAACCUCAUCGAUAACUUGGGCUUAUAUGAAAAUGUGAGGUCGGCAACUCGUUGGAGAAACAGUCAGACACCAUCGCGCUUAGACUGUGUAUUCACUAACGAAGAAUUCCUAGUCGACAACCUCUCAAUCCUGGCUCCUCUGGGAAAAAGCGAUCAUGCCGUCAUAGCCUUCAGUUUUGUCAUCAAAACUAAGCUAAGGUAUCCCAACAAUAAUUUGCGAUGGAAUUUUAAACGGCUGAAUGUGCGAGCUCUACAUGACCAUCUACAACAGGUGGCUUGGGAUGUUCACC
This is a messenger RNA of Schistosoma bovis, 1683 nucleotides long. The record is from the annotation of a GenBank genome assembly. NCBI's taxonomy places the organism in Eukaryota, Metazoa, Platyhelminthes, Trematoda, Strigeidida, Schistosomatidae.